AUGAGAAACCACACAGCAAUAACAACUUUCAUCUUGCUGGGACUGACAGAUGACACUCGGCUGCAAAUUCUGCUUUUUAUCUUUCUAUUUGUUUCUUACAUUUUGAGUGUCGCAGGAAAUCUAACAAUCAUCACCCUCACUCUAACUGAUUCCCACCUUCAAACGCCCAUGUAUCUUUUUCUCCAAAAUUUCUCCUUCUUAGAAAUUUCAUUCACAACUGCUUGUGUUCCCAGAUUCUUGUAUAGCAUAUUAUCUGGGGACAAGUCCAUUACCUAUGAUGCUUGUGCCAGUCAACUGUUAUUUACAGACCUGUUUGCAGUAACAGAAUUUUUUCUCCUGGCCACUAUGUCCUGUGAUCGCUAUGUGGCUAUCUGUAAACCACUGCAUUACAUGAUAAUCAUGAACAGCAGAGUCUGCAAGAACUUCAUCCUCUCAUGUUGGCUAGCAGCUCUAAUCAUCAUUCUCCCACCAAUUAGUUUGGGCUUGGGCCUGGAAUUCUGUGACUCCAAUAUCAUUGAUCAUUUUUGCUGUGAUGCAUCUCCUAUUCUAAAGAUCUCUUGCUCAGACACAUGGUUGAUAGAACAAAUGGUGAUCGUAUGUGCUGUGUUGACCUUCAUCAUCACCCUCUUGUGCAUUGUUCUUUCCUACAUUUACAUUAUCAAGACUAUUCUAAGAUUCCCCUCUGCCCAGCAAAGGAAAAAAGCCUUUUCCACUUGUUCUUCCCACAUGAUUGUUGUUUCCAUUACUUACGGUAGCUGCAUUUUCAUUUAUGUCAAACCUUCAGCCAAGGAUGAGGUGGCUAUUAAUAAAGGGAUUUCACUCCUUAUUACUUCUAUUUCACCAGUGCUGAAUCCCUUUAUUUACACACUAAGAAACAAGCAAGUAAAGCAAGCUUUCAAUGAUUUAAUUAAAAACAUUGCAUUCUUCUCAAAGACGUAA
Cynocephalus volans (Philippine flying lemur) is the source of this 939-nucleotide messenger RNA. Its product is annotated as olfactory receptor 6C2-like. Gene Ontology annotation, cellular component: membrane. Lineage: Eukaryota; Metazoa; Chordata; Mammalia; Dermoptera; Cynocephalidae. The transcript has a single exon. The coding region runs from base 1 to 939 and encodes 312 amino acids. Gene Ontology annotation, molecular function: olfactory receptor activity; G protein-coupled receptor activity. Gene Ontology annotation, biological process: G protein-coupled receptor signaling pathway. The record is from RefSeq and is a predicted model, not a curated record.